This is a messenger RNA of Oppiella nova, 834 nucleotides long. The record is from the annotation of a GenBank genome assembly. NCBI's taxonomy places the organism in Eukaryota, Metazoa, Arthropoda, Arachnida, Sarcoptiformes, Oppiidae.
AUGACUCAGACCAACCGUUUAUCUAAACUUGUGAAAGCGACUUCUAAAUUCCCUAAAGGCAUUCGUAGUACGCUCUGGAGUAAGGCGUUUGGUCGAGUUGUGCCUAUGGUGGGCACAGCCAAUAUUAAGUACCUAGAAGUCAGCCAUUCAAAAGUUGUGGUGGAAAUUAAAAACCACCGUGCCAUGCACAACCAUAUUGGACAAUUACACGCUGUUGCAAUGGCGUUGAUUGCUGAAACAGCAACAGGCUUUGUCACAGGUGAUAUGACAGCAACAGCGACAUUGAGCAAAGAACAAAUUUUAGAAAUGCAAAGCUCUGAAAAAGGUGAAACGCUGGUUCCAGUCACCAUUAUGGAUGAGUCUGGAAAAGAGCCUGUAGAAUGCCAAAUGGCGGAACAGAACAGCCUACAAGUGCUCAAAUUGAAGAAGCUGCACGUGCUGCAGGUUUGGACUAUGUAUUUCUACCUGUCGUUGCUGGUCAAAUCACAGAAGUUGAUGUCAGAAGCUUUGCCAACCGCUUUAACGAGCUUCCAAAACCAGUACUCAUGUUUUGUCGUACAGCUUAAAGCAGAUGGUUUAAAUAUUGUGACUGAACUCAGUCCAGCACCCACCUUCCAUCCUGCCGAAGAAUAUCAUCAAAACUUCUUUGCCCGUAAUCCUGCGCAAGGUGGAGACGCGAUUACUUCAGCAGUGGUCUUUGGUAAAGUUAAUGGUAUCGAUGGGUUAGCAACGGUAGCUGUCACCAAGAAGAUGAUCAUCAAUACCAACAUAAUAUCGAUCAGCGGAAUGAGAUUCAUCUCAUUCAUGCCAGAAUCGUUGUCUUCUCCCAAUUGA